Molecule: messenger RNA, 2366 nt
Organism: Leptopilina heterotoma
Lineage: Eukaryota; Metazoa; Arthropoda; Insecta; Hymenoptera; Figitidae
Product: peroxisomal acyl-coenzyme A oxidase 3-like
Exons: 12
Coding region: 307-2295 (662 amino acids)
Biological process (GO): lipid homeostasis; fatty acid beta-oxidation using acyl-CoA oxidase
Cellular component (GO): peroxisome
Molecular function (GO): FAD binding; pristanoyl-CoA oxidase activity; fatty acid binding
Source: RefSeq, a predicted model, not a curated record
CAUUUUUUUAAAUGUUAAAAAUAUCUCGGAAAAUUUACACUUGUCAUUCUAGAAUAUAGUCUACUUUUUUGUUAUGUGAUUUAAAAUUCAAAAAUUGAAGCUUUUAAACAUUCCAAAUAUAAGUACUGAUUUAAAAAAUAAAUAAUAAAUAUAUGUGUUUUUUAAUAUUUUAAAAUAAAUCUGUUACUUCUUUUGAAACAAAACAAUAGAAUUUUAUCAAAACAGCCUUAACAACAAAAAACUUUAGUGAGAAAUUUUGUUGUCAUAUCGGAACAAUAGCUUUUAAAAAUUUAAAUUUAAAGGAAAAUGGAAUUGAUUCAUAACUUACCGAAUGGACCACUGGAUGAAUAUCGAAAACGAGCGAGUUUCAAUUGGAAAUCCUUAAAAUUGCAUUUAGAAGGCGAAGAUUUCGUUCAAUCGCAAGAAAAUUUAUGGAACUUUAUAAAAAAUCGUCAAGAAUUUCAGUAUCCAAAAGAAUCAUUAAAUCUCGACGAUACCAGAAAAAGAGCAUAUCGUCAAGUGAUGGCCCUCUCGAAAAUCAAGGACGAUAAAUUUGGAACUUGGGCCCAAUGGCUCAGAUUUUAUGACGCUUCCAUAGGACCAAUUAGAAGAUUAUCACAGGAAGUUGUGCCAGAAGCAAUUCGAGACCUAGGAACAGAACGUCAUCGGAAAUUAAUUUCAAAAUUCAUAGAUGGCACCUUUCUAGGUUGUUUAUGUUUCACGGAAAUAGCGCACGGUUCGAAUCUUAAGGGAUUAAAAACUUCAGCAACUUAUAAUGUGGCGACGGAAAGUUUUAUUUUACACACUCCAAAUUUUGAGGAUGCAAAAUGUUGGUCCGGACUUUUGGGAAAAACAGCGACGCAUGCACUUCUCUACGCUCAAUUAAUUACUCCUGAUGGAAUAAAACACGGUCUUCAUCCAUUUAUUGUUCCGAUUCGAGAUGCAGAAACACGUUUACCGCUGGCGGGAUUAAUUAUCGGCGAUAUGGGCGAAAAAAUUGGUCUCAAUGGUUUGGACAAUGGUUUCAUGUUGUUUAAAAAUUAUUCCCUUCCUCGUGAAUAUCUUCUCAAUAAAAUUGCCGACGUAUCAAAAGAUGGAAUCUAUAGUACAAGUGUAAAAAAACAGGAUAAAAGAUUUGCGAAAUUUUUGUCACCUCUUUCAACUGGACGAGUGGGAAUUACUCUUCACGCGACAAUGUUCUCAAGACUUGCUUUAACAAUUGCCACUCGAUAUUGUGCUGUCAGGAGACAAUUUGGUCCGAACGAAAAAGAAGAAGUGCCUGUAAUUGAGUAUCAAGUUCAGCAAGGUCGUCUAUUUCCUCAUAUUGCCACUCUUUAUGCCUGGACAAUUUUUGGCUAUUAUAUUUUGAGAAUGUCCGAUGUGCAAACAAAGAAAUCGUCACCGGCUGAAAAUGCAGAAAUGCACGCAUUGAUUUCAGCGACAAAACCUCUUUCCACUUGGAGUGCUCAAGCAGCGAUUCAAGAUUGCAGAGAGGCCUGUGGAGGACACGGUUAUUUAAAAGCAUCUCGACUGGGAGAAAUGAGAGACUCAAACGAUCCUUCGGCUACUUACGAGGGAGAAAACACAGUUUUAAUCCAGCAGGCGAGUAAUUGGCUUUUGAAUCAAUGGGACAAUUUUAAACGUGGAAAAGGAAUUUCCACUCCACUUGGAACAGCGGGAUUUAUAAAAACUUCUGUUUACAUUCUUUCACAAAAAUUCCACGCCACUAGCAUCGAGGAAACACUAAAACUCGACAAUCUUCUCAUCAUGCACAAAUGGCUGGUAUGUUACCAUCUCAAAAAAACUUACGAGCAAAUGCAAUUUUUAAGAAAACAAGGAAUGAAUUCUUUUGAAAUUCGCAACAAUUCACAAAUGUUCUUUGCUCGCACUUUGUCUUUGGUUUAUGCCGAGCAUGCGGUGGUGAAAAUUUUCAUGGAUCGAAUCAAUGAUCCUGUUUUCCCCGAAUCGGAACGUUGUGUUUUGAGAAAAUUGUGCGCCUUAUUCUCUGCAUGGUGCCUCGAAAAAAGAAUGUCCGACUUUUAUGCCGGUGGAUUUGCAAAUGCAAAUUCCAAACUCGACGUUUUACUUCGUGAGGGAAUUGUUUCACUCAACAAGGAUUUACUGAGUGAAGUUGUGGCUUUAAUUGACGUUCUUGCGCCUCCAGAUUUCGUUGUCAAUUCUCCCCUUGGAAUGUCGGAUGGCGAGAUUUACAAACAUUUGGAAGAGACCUUUUUCAAGGAUCCGAAAAACUUCGAACGUCCAUCGUGGUGGAUGGAAUUAAAAUCAAACUUAUAAUUGAAUUUCAAAUGAAAGAAAACUUUAUAAAAAGAAUAAAAGUUAAAUAUAAAGUAAAAUAUUAAAGUUAA